Messenger RNA from Anolis carolinensis (green anole), 4410 nucleotides. RefSeq names its product zinc finger protein 91-like. Gene Ontology annotation, cellular component: nucleus. The transcript has 5 exons. Lineage: Eukaryota; Metazoa; Chordata; Lepidosauria; Squamata; Anolidae. The coding region runs from base 505 to 3303 and encodes 932 amino acids. The record is from RefSeq and is a predicted model, not a curated record. Gene Ontology annotation, molecular function: DNA-binding transcription factor activity, RNA polymerase II-specific; RNA polymerase II transcription regulatory region sequence-specific DNA binding. Gene Ontology annotation, biological process: embryo development; urogenital system development; regulation of transcription by RNA polymerase II.
UUCUAGCCCGCCCUUCUCCCCGAGGGGACUCAAGGCGGCUUACACGACUGGCAGGAUCACGACCAGGAUAUCAUCAUCAUACAAGAAAAGAAGAAAAGAGUGAAAUGAUGUGACUCCAGGCAGCCAGUAUUUAUACCUCGUCCUUCUCGCCCCAAAGGGGACUCAGAGCAGCUUUACAGAACACACAUCCGGCAAACAUCCAGUGCCUGAUUGUACAAUUGACAAGGACAGACACAGAGGCAACCUCUGAAUGAACAUUGUGAAGAACACUUUGCCCUUUGCCUUAGGUCUGAAAAGAAAGCACACAGCACUGACAAGAACAAGAAAUAAGUUGGAGAAAUUAUAUUUCAAGCUACAUACCUGUUGUGUAAUCAAGGAGGAAAGAGCGGACUGUGCUUUAAAAAGAGUGGUUGGUAGAGAGAAAAGAAGACUUCUGCUUUACAAAGACUGUUUAGUAGUAAAUAUCAACUUCUGCUAUAAUAUUUGAAUAAUAAAUGUUAAAGAAUGGAAAAGGAGAAGCUACAUAAAUGUAUGGACUGUGGGAAAUGUUUCAUUGGGAAAAGUUCUCUUACUACACAUCAACGAAUUCACACAGGAGAGAAGCCAUAUAAAUGUGUGGAAUGUGGAAAGAGCUUCAGUCAGAGUGGACAUCUGCGUAUCCAUCAAAGGAUGCACACAGGGGAGAAGCCACACAAAUGCAUGGAAUGUGGGAAAGCCUUCAGUGAAAGUGGAAAUCUGCGCACCCAUCAAAGGACCCACACAGGGGAAAAGCCACACAAAUGCAUGGAAUGUGGAAAGAACUUCAUUAACAGUUCAAAUCUUCAUACCCAUCAAAAGACUCACACAGGGGAGAAGCCACAUAAAUGCAUGGAAUGUGGGAAAGCCUUCAGUGAAAGUGGAAAUCUGCGUUCCCAUCAAAGGACCCACACAGGAGAGAAGCCACAUAAAUGCAUGGAAUGUGGAAAGAGCUUCAGUCAGAGUGGAUAUCUGCGCACCCAUCAAAGGACCCACACAGGGGAGAAGCCACAUAAAUGUGUGGAAUGUGGAAAGAGCUUCAGUCAGAGUGGAUAUCUGCGCACCCAUCAAAGGACCCACACAGGGGAGAAGCCACAUAAAUGCUUGGAAUGUGGAAAGAACUUCAGGGAAAGUCAAGAUCUGCGUUCCCAUCAAAGGACCCACACAGCAGAGAAGCCACAUAAAUGUGUGGAAUGUGGAAAGAGUUUCAGUCAAAGUGGAGCUCUGCGUACCCAUCAAAGAACCCAUACAGGGGAGAAGCCACAUAACUGCAUGGAAUGUGGAAAGAGCUUCAGGUUCAGUUCGAAUCUUCGUACCCAUCAAAGGACGCAUACAGGGGAGAAGCCACAUAAAUGCAUGGAAUGUGGAAAGAACUUCAGUCAGGGUGAACAUCUGCGUACCCAUCAAAGAACCCAUACAGGGGAGAAGCCACAUAAAUGCAUGGAAUGUGGAAAGAACUUCAGUAACAGUUCGAAUCUUCGUACCCAUCAAAAGAUUCACACAGGGGAGAAGCCACACAAAUGCAUGGAAUGUGGAAAGAGCUUCAGUGAUAGUGCAAAUCUGCGCAGCCAUCAAAGGAUGCACACAGGGGAGAAGCCACAUAAAUGCAUGGAAUGUGGAAAGAGCUUCAGUUGGAUUGUAGAUCUCCGUACCCAUCAAAGGAUGCACACAGGAGAGAAGCCAUAUAAAUGCAUGGAAUGUGGAAAAAGCUUCAGUCAGAACGGACAUCUGCAUUCCCAUCAAAGAACCCACACAGGGGAGAAACCAUAUAAAUGCAUGGAAUGCGGGAAGAGCUUCACGUCAGAGAGUUCUCUUGCUAAACAUCAACGAACUCACACAGGAGAGAAGCCAUAUAAAUGUGUGGAAUGUGAAAAGAGCUUCAGUCAGAGUGGACAUCUGCGUAUCCAUCAAAGGAUCCACACAGGAGAGAAGCCACAUACAUGCGUGGAAUGUGGAAAGAGAUUCAGUCAGAGUGGAAAUCUACGCACCCAUCAAAGGACUCAAACAGGGGAGAAGCCACAUACAUGCAUGGAAUGUGGAAAGAGCUUCAGUGAGAGUGGACAUCUGCGUAUCCAUCAAAGGAUGCACACAGGAGAGAAGCCACAUACAUGCAUGGAAUGUGGAAAGAGCUUCAGUGAGAGUGGAAAUCUACGCACCCAUCAAAGAACUCACACAGGAGAGAAGCCACAUACAUGCAUGGAAUGUGGAAAGAGCUUCAGUCAGAGUGGACAUCUGCGUAUCCAUCAAAGGAUGCACACAGGAGAGAAGCCACAUAAAUGCAUGGAAUGUGGAAAGAGCUUCAGUCGGAGUGGAGAUCUCCGUAACCAUCAAAGGAUGCACACAGGUGAGAGACCACAUAAAUGCAUGGAAUGUGGAAAGAGCUUCAGUCGGAGUGGAGAUCUCCGUAACCAUCAAAGGACUCACACAGGUGAGAGACCACAUAAAUGCAUGGAAUGUGGAAAGAGCUUCAGUCAGAGUGGAGAUCUACGCACCCAUCAAAGGAUGCACACAGGGGAGAAGCCACAUACAUGCAUGGAAUGUGGAAAGAGCUUCAGUCAGAGUGGAGAUCUACGCACCCAUCAAAGGAUGCACACAGGAGAGAAGCCACAUACAUGCAUGGAAUGUGGAAACAGCUUCAGUCAGAGUGGACAUCUGCGUAUCCAUCAAAGGACUCACAAAGGGGAGAAGCCACAUACAUGCAUGGAAUGUGGAAAGGGCUUCAGUGAGAGUGGACAUCUGCGUAUCCAUCAAAGGACUCACACAGGGGAGAAGCCACAUACAUGCAUGGAAUGUGGAAAGAGCUUCAGUCAGAGUGGAGAUCUACGCACCCAUCAAAGGAUGCACACAGGGGAGAAGCCACAUACAUGCAUGGAAUGUGGAAAGAGCUUCAGUCAGAGUGGAGAUCUACGCACCCAUCAAAGGAUGCACACAGGGGAGAAGCCACAUACAUGCAUGGAAUGUGGAAACAGCUUCAGUCAGAGUGGACAUCUGCGUAUCCAUCAAAGGACUCACACAGGGGAGAAGCCACAUAAAUGCAUGGAAUGUGGAAAGAGCUUCAGUCAGAGUGGAGAUCUGCGUAUCCAUCAAAGGACUCACACAGGGGAGAAGCCACAUACAUGCAUGGAAUGUGGAAACAGCUUCAGUCAGAGUGGACAUCUGCGUAUCCAUCAAAGGAUGCACACAGGAGAGAAGCCACAUAAAUGCAUGGAAUGUGGAAAGAACUUCAGGAACAGUUCGAAUCUUCGUGCCCAUCAAAAGAUUCACACAGGAGAGAAGCCACAUAAAUAGGACAAGUGCAAAGAAGCCAGAAUGUUUGUCCAAAGAACUUCUAACGACUAUGACUCAAAAGAGACAUGAACAGGAAGUGGAAGGGGAAGAAAUCACAAAAUCAUAUAACCAGAGAGUUGGAAGAGACCUCAUGGGACAUCUAGUCCAACCCCCUGCCAAGAAGCAGGAAAUUGCAUUCAAAGCACCCCGGACAGAUGGCCAUCCAGCCUCUGCUUAAAAGCCUCCAAAGAAGGUUCCACAGCUGAACUGCUCUCACAGUGAGGAACUUCUUCCUUAUGUUCAGGUGGAAUCCCCUUUCCUGUAGUUUGAAGCCAUUAUUCUGCAUCCUAGUUUGCAGAGCAGCAGACAACAAGCUUGCUCCCUCCUCCUUAUGGGAUUUUGGCCUGCAUAAAUAGGGGCAGAGUGUCUAGAUCCAGGGAAGUCAUGGCACCCCUCUAUUCUGCCUUGGUCAGACCACUUUACCUGGAAUCACACUGUGUCUAAUUCUGGGCACUGCAAUUGAAAGGAGAUGUUGAAAAGCUGGAAGGUGUCAAGAGGAUGGCGACUAAAAUGAUCAAGGGUCUGGAGAACAAGCCCUAUGGGGAGCGGCUUAAAGAGCUGGGCAUGUUUAGCCUGCAGAAGAGUAGGCUGAGAGAAGAAUGAAUAAAUGCAUGUGCAAGUAUAUAUGAAAAUAUCAAUCUGGGUUUGUAAAAGGAAGACAAAUGUCACGUUUGAUAGGAAGAGUAUGAAACAAAAUGUGUGUGUCUCAAGAGAGGAAGUUAAAAGUGGGGAUACUAGCAUUAGAUAUAUUUAAUGCCUUGAUUGUGUAGCAUGGCAGAUAAUAAGUGAGAUUAUGAAUUAAUUUGGAAUGGGAAGUAGAAUAAAAGGAUGAUUAGAACCAUUUUAUUUGCUAUGGUGAUAGAAUUAUGUGCAAACGCCAUCCAAAAAGGUAAGAAUGUAGAAGGUGUAGGAAUAAAGGAAAAGCAGAAGGUGAGCUUAUUUGCUGAUGACACAUUGUUAUUGAUUAAAUAUCUGGGUAGGUCAAAUGGAUAGGAGAGAGGAUCAUUGAAAGAUAUUUGGGAAAACAGUGGGUUUAUAUUAUACAAAGAAAGAAGAAAAAGACUUUAU